AUGGUGAAGGCUGCCCGUACUUUCCAAUGCCAGCGAUGUUCCCGGACGUUUGCUCGGCUGGAGCAUCUCCAGCGCCACGAUCGGUCGCACACCAAAGAAAAGCCGUAUGUCUGCGACAAGUGUCCAAAAUCGUUCACUCGCAAGGAUCUGUUGACCCGCCAUGAGCGAUUGUCCCACAGUUCACCGUCCGGUAACCGUGAUACCGACAACGGCGACCAUCCAACGACCGCACCAUCAGCCACUGACCAUGUGCUGCAUGGGCUGAAUAUCCUUGCAUCCGCCGUGGCGGAUCGUACCCAUCCCCUCUCGGCCAGCCAAGGUACAUUCUCUUCCGGUCGGCCGGCAACGGCGGAUCGGACGCCUCUCGCCGGCCAUCCUUUACAAUCAGCACAUUCCCCCGGCGCGGCCGAAGCGACUGCUUUUGGUGAAACUUUCUCCGGAUACACUACCUCCAACGCAUAUGACGGGGACGACUUCACGUCUUUCCUUGACAGCAUUCCGCUUCCCAGCCACCCUUACUCGCCGACGUAUCAACCCCUACCGGUGUUUCCCGCCUGGAACUUUGAUUCGACUUCCGAUUACGAUCAUUCAGUUGACCGAAUAGGUACGGCGAACGCAGCAGUGACACCGUCGAGCUCGGUGCUUCCUCGUCAUGGGACGCAGUUGCCGUCUCUUCAGCCCGAGAGCCCCCAGACUUCCCAUAGAGCGCGACAGCCGAAGGGGGCCAUUUUUGUCACAACACAUUGUCGCGACAGGAUAAUUACGCUGCUGGCUGAUUACGCCAAUGUCCUUCCAGAUCCUUACAUCCCGUCUCGACACGCUUUGUCCCGAUGCCUUACAGGCCUGCAGCUGUUUCUUUCCAUGGCAGCAUUAGGCGCUCGGUACUGUCGGGAACCAGAUACAAGUCUGAGCCUGUACCGAAUCGCAAGGACAAUUACCAUGGAACAUGUUCGGAGGACGUAUCAGUUUCCUGGGACCGGUCAAUUUUCCGAAAAGUUUAGACUUUCGACUACUGGAAGUCCUGAAAGCCAAGAUCUUCUCGAGACUAUCCAGGCAUUAUUACUGCUCCAUUCAGUCUCAUCAUGGUUCAAACGCGAUCCGUCCCAUCACGAAUCCCUCUUCAUGCGCAGUUUUAUGGAGACAAUGCUCCGAGAGGGAGGACUGAACGAGUUGCCUGAGCAGGAUGGCUCAUGGAAAAGCUGGAUACGCCGGGAGUGUGUGAAAAGGACCUCACUCAUUGUUUUCUGCUAUCUCAAUAUCCUCACCAUUGUCUUCGAUAUCACACCACUCAUCCUCACCGAGGAAAUCAGUAUGGAUCUCCCAUGCAGCGAAAAGGAAUGGCAUGCUCCAAAUGCCGUUGCUUGGAUGCAAGAACGCAGUCAGACGUCGCCGGAACCAAAGCUACAAGACGCGCUCUCGUCCCUUUUCACUCAACCUACCACACCAAAGGCAGACCUGGAGAGCUUCUCCUCUUUGGGUGGCUACGUGCUGAUCCACGCCAUUCUACAGGAUAUCUGGCUUCUUCAAAAGGCUCGUCGCCUGCCCCUGUCGCGAAACAGCUCUCUCUCUACGGCGGAAGCCUUAUCGCUUGAACAAGCGCUAGAACAAUGGUGCCAAUGCUGGGAGCGCAACCAGGAAUCCUCGAUCGAUCCAUUUAACCCUCAUGGGCCUCUCUCUUUCACAUCCACCGCCCUCCUUCGUCUCGCGUACAUCCGCCUCAACGCGGAUUUUACUUCCGCGCGGCGCCUGCAAACCUGGGAUCCGAGCCAGAUUGCGCAAUCCCUGCGCCAGAACCUUUCCGUGCGGCGGGGCGACCGGCUGACACGGGCCGCCUUGCACUGCGCUCAUGCUUUGAGCACCCCCAUCAAGCUCGGGAUCAACUACGUAGCUCACACGCUGGUUACCACCUGGUCGAACCAAUACGCACUGUGUUCGUUGGAAUGCGCGGUGCUACUGGCGAAGUGGCUCGAGAAGGUGACAGUGCCGAAUCCUGAUCCCGCCUUGACGGAGCAGGAAACCAAGCUUCUAGAGUUUGUGAUCGAGAUGGUUAUGGAGACACAGCAUGGGGCCAGUCGGGAAUGGUUGUUGGAGAACAAUACACGGCUGAGUGCUAUUGUCACUCGCCUUUGGGGUCGAUUGUUUACGACGGAUCAUAUCUGGGAGUCUUUGAGUCGGUAUGCCGAUAUCCUAGAAGGAGUCUCAGGAUAA
Molecule: messenger RNA, 2208 nt
Organism: Aspergillus novofumigatus IBT 16806
Lineage: Eukaryota; Fungi; Ascomycota; Eurotiomycetes; Eurotiales; Aspergillaceae
Product: transcription factor domain-containing protein
Exons: 6
Coding region: 1-2208 (735 amino acids)
Biological process (GO): DNA-templated transcription; regulation of transcription by RNA polymerase II
Cellular component (GO): chromatin
Molecular function (GO): zinc ion binding; RNA polymerase II cis-regulatory region sequence-specific DNA binding; DNA-binding transcription factor activity, RNA polymerase II-specific
Source: RefSeq, a predicted model, not a curated record